Messenger RNA from Phytomonas sp. Hart1, 843 nucleotides. The record is from the annotation of a GenBank genome assembly. Lineage: Eukaryota; Euglenozoa; Kinetoplastea; Trypanosomatida; Trypanosomatidae.
AUGGUUAAGAAGUUUCAUGGAGAUAUAUUUUUAGUCGGGGGAUCGGAGCGUGAUGCUAGUGAAACAACCGAAUUUCGUAUUCAAACAGCAGUGGAGGGUGUUGGUGAAACUGUUUUUGGUGUUGCAUCUACGGUUGGAAGUUUAUUAAGUGGCUGGACGGAUAAUGAAGAUGAUUAUCCUGUGGGGAAAAAUGCGAAAAAAGAUGGAGAUUUAUAUUUUAUGAUGUAUGGGCAAAAAGUAUAUAAUUGGCCGUUACGAUGUAAAGAAACUGAAGUGGAAGAUAUGGUGCGGCGCUGUAAAGUAAGACGUGAGGAGGGUUUAGAUAAGUUUAGAAAGUGGUCUAAAGCGCGUGAAAAGGAUGAUAAUUCCAAAAAUCAAAGGAUAAUAUCCGAUCUGAAUGAACUGGAACGUGAAAUUUUCGAUUUAAAAAGUAAUCGAUAUAAUAAUGCAAAUCGUUUGGCGGUUGAUACGGUUAAUUCCGUGCGUGGAAUUGAUUUGUUGUUUGAUCUGACGGUUUUCAAGGUUUCGGAUUUUGAACAAAGACGGAAUGUUUUACGUUCUAAAUUGGAACCUGUGUGUGUUUUGAUGCAUAAGGAUUUCCCGCCACAUAUUUCCGAAAAAAUGAAAAAGGUGGGCGCCACAGAACGCGAUGUGUCGAAAUCUGUGAUUGAAGGUGUUGCGAAUGGGCACAUUGAUGGCUUAAAAUUUCAACAAAAAAAUCAAAUCCUUUUAUUGCAAAAUAUACAGCAUGCUAUUUUGGAACAAAUAUUAGAGACGCGUACCGGUAUAGAAAAUCUAAAUGUGGAACGUGCUGCUAUUGUUUUUUUACGGACGCCGAACUAA